AUGACAAAAUGUCGCUUCUCAAACACUAUUGUUGGCAAAAGUAAGCUUUUACUUCAUUUACUUUUGGAGUGUAAGGGGUCCCAACCAACAUCUCUCGGGACCCAAGCCAACCUCGCCUGCCCGCGGUGCACUCUGCUGAUCAACGAAAGAGGCUCUGGCAACCCGCCAACACGCACUGGACCAGCGCGGCGGGUUAUGGUCCGUACCCCCCAUAUGAUGGUGAAGUCAAUGGGGGAGGCCUAUGUUCAGCAGUGGACGUCCUACGGC
This is a messenger RNA of Iphiclides podalirius (scarce swallowtail), 267 nucleotides long. The record is from the annotation of a GenBank genome assembly. NCBI's taxonomy places the organism in Eukaryota, Metazoa, Arthropoda, Insecta, Lepidoptera, Papilionidae.